Messenger RNA from Trypanosoma conorhini, 825 nucleotides. RefSeq names its product surface protease GP63. Gene Ontology annotation, molecular function: metalloendopeptidase activity. Gene Ontology annotation, biological process: proteolysis; cell adhesion. The transcript has a single exon. The record is from RefSeq and is a predicted model, not a curated record. Bases 1 to 825 code for a protein of 274 amino acids. Gene Ontology annotation, cellular component: membrane; cytoplasm. Lineage: Eukaryota; Euglenozoa; Kinetoplastea; Trypanosomatida; Trypanosomatidae.
AUGGUGCGUGAGGUGCCGCGCAAGGGGGAGGGCGCGGCGCAGGCGUACACCGUCGCCGCAGAGGGCGAGGGCAAGGAGUGGGAGCCCAUCCGCAUCGUGGUGUCGAUGGAGGAUCUGAGCGACGCAAGUAAAUACUGCACCAAAGAAGACGAAAAGAAACCCAACUUCAAGGGGCAAGAGUUGAAGUGCAGGAAGGAGGAAGUUCUGACCGCGGAUUGGAACAAAACCCUGGUGAACGAGGUCAUCCCCGUGGCUCUCAAGCUGCACGCGGAGCGUCUGCUCGUUCGACGCCUGAAGACCCCGCUGAAGGUGCCCAAGUUCACACAGGAGCAUGGGUUUUGCCAGUACUUCAAGGUCCCCGAAGGGCACCACGAUGCGGGAGUUGAGAAUGCGGACAUGGUGCUCUACGUGGCUGCCAGGUCUAUUUACGGGGCGUGGGGUCUGCCGUGUGCGUUUGGGGCGGAUGGUCGUCCGAUUGCCGGUGCCCUGCACCUGCCGCCUUCUCAACCGUUGUCCGUCAUGCACACCUCUCGCACGGCUGCGCAUGCAAUCGCCCAUGCCCUUGGCUUCGACGCGAAGCAGAUGAAGAAGCACAGCAUGCUGACGACCGUCUCUGCUGUGCGCGGCGGCAGCUCUCCUGUGACGGUGGCGAAGUCUCCCGUGACGCUGAACAAAACGAAGGCACACUACGGCUGCGACAAGCUGCAGGGCAUGGAGCUGCAGGGCUGCGACGGGACGGAGGAAUGCUACUUGUCGUUGCGCAACGCGAAGGACGAGCUGAUGAGCGGCCUUGGCGGGUACACCGCCGGCUACUACACGCGCUGA